AUGGCGGAAACGGGAGAGGCAAUAGAAAUGAUUGAGCAAGGACAAGAGGCACUUGAAGGUGAAGGGGAAAAAACUGGCGAAGAAGAUAUGACUGAGGAGGACAGAGAAGAGCUCGAUAAGGAAGUUAAAGAAGUGAAAAGUAACGUGGAAAAAUUAGCCGAAGUUGCAAAAAAAUUCAAAGGAUAUGCUACAGAAUUCGCCGAGGGGCCUGCUAAGGAAUUUGCAAAGUUUGUUGUUAAGAAUGUUGCAAUUGGCACCAUAUUUUAUGGCGUGAAUGUCACCUUGUCAAAGCUGAUCAAGAAAGGAGGUAGUGGCGGGGAAACGGAAUCCAACAAGAACAAGUUGGCAGUAGUUAAGGCGAUUACGACUAUCAUCCAAACUGAAACUACGAUGUGUAACAAUAUCAAAGAUUGGAUAGAGCAGCACAAACAUGAUACUAUCAAUUUAGAUGGCGUUGAAAUUCCAGUAGCAUCCGUUUUCUUCAAAUAUAUGGAUCCAAUUUCAGAUGCUGUGGACCAAGCCUUCAAGGUAGCCAAACCCUUACAGAAAAAGAUCGAAGGAAAUGUUGAAUGGAGCGUCCCGAAUGCUGAGGAUAUUUCGGCAUUGUUGAAUGCUUCUGAAGCCUUCGUAACAAGCUUUGAUAACUUAUUUAAGUUUGUUGUUGAGAAUAAUUCUAAAAUACCACUACUGAAGAGCGUGCCGGUAAAACAAGCGGAUAUCGACGAUUUAAAUGACCAACUAGAAACCGUCAAGAAAAUGCCCUUUUAUUAAGAGCGUCGGUAGUAGAUCGAUGACAUAAUUACAAACUGUUGUGCAUACAGUGGCUUUUUUUUUAAAAGAUAAUAAUGUUAAAAAUUGCUUUGGCUUAUCAUAAAUUGUUUAAUUGUACUGUUGAUGUCCAUACUAUACUUCCCCAUCCAGAUGGAAAAUAGUUUAACCGGGGUUUUAGAUUUGUUGCCCUUUUGAGUGGGAACAUAACACCGAGUGUGAGCCCCCAGGAGACGUGGAAUUCAGUAAUAUUUCAUACCCCAUCAUUUUCUCAUCUUCCCCAUGGGGCGGAGUAGUAUUGAAAUGUGCAUUAAAAGGACUAGCAGUGAUUUGCUAGGAUAAAACAGAAAACCAAAUUUUUUGUAUGUAGUUUAUGUGUGCUAAUAUAGGCCUAUACUACAAAAUAACUUCUGCAAAUUUUAAUGUUUUCACCCCUUCGCAGAGAUCACAGUUAGCUCGAGUAGUCCUUAUUAAACUUGUAUGCUUUGUAAAUGAAUUCAUAUGUAGCCUAGGCAUCAAGUUACAAUAAUUUUAAUUAUCAGUAAUUUCUUAAGAGCAAGUUCACAUGCACAUAUAAAUCAAUAUGAAGGUUUAUGGAAAUAACAAUAAAACAUUAUUUUCAUUAGAGAAUAUUGUCAGUACAUUUCUAGUACGCCACUGAUGCAAAUUACUUAUGAUAAAGUUAUUGAUCAUGUUAGGAAUGAUGUACAUGUAAACGAAUUCAUAAAAAUAAUAAAAGCAACAUUACCUGACCAUUAAUCAAAA
Messenger RNA from Anneissia japonica, 1533 nucleotides. RefSeq lists its product as uncharacterized. The transcript has 2 exons. NCBI's taxonomy places the organism in Eukaryota, Metazoa, Echinodermata, Crinoidea, Comatulida, Comatulidae. The record is from RefSeq and is a predicted model, not a curated record. The coding region runs from base 1 to 771 and encodes 256 amino acids.